AUGUCCCAGGCUGCCAAUGUCGCCCACGCGACCGGUCGCGUCAACUCAUUCGCCAAGCGUGACCCGUCCCUCUACCCCUUGAGCGUCAUUGUCGCUCUUGCUCUCGGAUGCGCAGGAUACUUCUUCGCUACCAAGGCCACCGGCGCCGACGAUGCCAGCCGCGCACUUCAGAUGCACGGCUUGGUCACUCCCUGGGACGAGACGAACAAGCUCGACACCCACCCUAGCAAAGUCGCAGAGUUCAAGUACCGCCACAAGACCAGAGCGGGACACUACGAGGACUCGCUCCCCACCCUCUCCACGGAGACUAUCAAGCUGAAGGACGGUGCUGAGCACAAGUUCAAGGCCUCGGCCUAG
This is a messenger RNA of Dioszegia hungarica, 357 nucleotides long. RefSeq lists its product as uncharacterized. The transcript has 3 exons. Lineage: Eukaryota; Fungi; Basidiomycota; Tremellomycetes; Tremellales; Bulleribasidiaceae. The coding region runs from base 1 to 357 and encodes 118 amino acids. The record is from RefSeq and is a predicted model, not a curated record.